AUGGACUUUGUCAUGAAGCAAGCGCUGGGCGGUGAGUGGCUGCCAUCCCCUCUAACAGGCCCCCCUCUGGGUGCGAUGCUGGCUCAGCACCCCAGGGAGCAUGGUGGGAAAGACAUAUCCGGGCUGAAUAAAAAGGAGGAAAAGGAGGCGGUGGACAAAUCAGCGCUGGAACAGCCGUGCGAGGGCAGCCUGACGCGCCCCAAGAAGGCGAUCCCGGCGGGCUGCGGGGAUGAGGAGGAGGAAGAGGAGGAGAGCAUUCUGGACACCGUCCUCAAGUACCUGCCUGGCCCACUGCAGGACAUGUUCAAGAAGUAA
Messenger RNA from Nestor notabilis (Kea), 315 nucleotides. RefSeq names its product complexin-2-like. The transcript is spliced from 2 exons. NCBI's taxonomy places the organism in Eukaryota, Metazoa, Chordata, Aves, Psittaciformes, Psittacidae. Gene Ontology annotation, biological process: regulation of neurotransmitter secretion; neurotransmitter transport; synaptic vesicle exocytosis. Gene Ontology annotation, cellular component: SNARE complex; terminal bouton. The record is from RefSeq and is a predicted model, not a curated record. Gene Ontology annotation, molecular function: syntaxin binding. The coding region runs from base 1 to 315 and encodes 104 amino acids.